AUGUCUGAAGGUACGCAAAAGGAACCUAAAAAGUCCAUGACGGACGAAGAGAGGAUAGCACUGUGUCAAAAACUGGAUAAAGAGUUAGAUGAUUUUAUUGAUAGCUUAGAACAAAAGCGCUAUACUGAAGGAUGGCCAGAAGACCGCUGGGAGGAGGAAAUGGACAAGCAUCCAUUUUUUAUGAAGAGUACACCAGAUGAUGGUGAACUGUCUCCGUUGGCUGAAGGACUUGCUAAGUUAAAAUAUGAUCCUGAAGAGAACACUCCUAUCGAGCUAGCCACCAACUACAAGGAGGAUGGGAAUUUCAAUUUCAAGCACAAAAAUUAUAGGCUAGCAAUUUUAGGUUACACAGAAGGCAUCAAGCAGAGAUGUGAUGAUGCAGAAAUUAAUGCUAGUCUAUACAAUAAUAGAGCAGCCGCUCACUGGCAUUUGAAGAAUUACCGAUCGGCUUUAUAUGAUAGCGAGAAAGCUUUAUGUUUUAAUCCGAACCACACAAAAGCCCGUCUGCGAGCAGCAAAAUCAGCUUUUGAAGCAUCAAAGUACGAUACUUGUAUAAAACAUUGUCAGAAGUUAUUAGAAACUCAACCAAAAGUCAAGGAGAUUACAGACCUUUUCAAUACAGCAAAGAGGAAAAAGUUAGUUCAAGAGCGCGAUCAGCGGAAAAAAGAAAGAAAUAAUGAAAAAGAUCACGAACGAAAAGAGUUAGUUAUAAAAGCUAUUAUUGAAAGAGGAAUUAAAAUUUCAAAAUGUGAUGAUGAAGAUGACAUUGAUCUGUCGAAACUAGAACCAAGUUUACCGGGGGCGCAAGACGCGAUUGUACAUAUUAAUAAUGGAGUAUUAGAAUGGCCUGUAUUGUUAUUGUACCCAGAAUAUCAAAUGACUGAUUUCAUCAGAGCAUGUCCUGAGAAUGUGCCAUUGUUGAAUCAAUUGGAGCAGCUUUUCCCAGCGCCAUGGGAUGAAGAUAAUAAAUAUAGUUGUGAUAAAGUGAAUGUCUACUUUGAAGGUUACGACAAGAUGCCUCAUGUGAUCAAUGCAGCGAACAAUCUGGGCGAUUUACUAGUUACUAAAUAUUUCGAGUUAAAAGCGGGUACACCAGCAUUCUUUGUGUUGCCGCGUGGAACUAAUAUUGAACGCAGAUUUUUAGAGAGUUAUAUUUAA
Arctia plantaginis is the source of this 1158-nucleotide messenger RNA. Lineage: Eukaryota; Metazoa; Arthropoda; Insecta; Lepidoptera; Erebidae. The record is from the annotation of a GenBank genome assembly.